AUGUCUAGUUUCUCGGAAAGUCAUGCGCCCAAGGCGGCUGCAGGGCUCGACACUUUGGAGUCGCCUAUAAUGCCAGCGCGCCUGGAGAGCCUCCAUCAACCGCAACCUCAUCGUCCGCCAGCACUCGCCACAAUCCUCCAUUUCCCAAAACCUUCUCAGACCUCAAAAGUCGAGGAUUGGCUCGCAUCUUUGGACGAGGGCCGACGACAACACUCCAAGUCGGACAGUCACUUAACUCGCAUCUGCCGUUUCUUCCAGCCGACAAGAAUCCUGUCCGAAUUGGAAAUGCCCAAGAAGCCCACUUCACCAGACCCGUCACUAGACCCAUCUCCGGAAACCAAUCCGGAGACCAGAGCCUCAUGUUCCCUGGUUGGAGCCCCUCGCUACCGGGAACGCAACCUCGACCAUAACAACAUCCAACUCCGCAGCAUGAGAGAGAAGCUUCCUGAACAUGUUCAGGGUCUCGUGGAUGAUAUGUUUAAAGAGCGUCAAUCACCGGAACCAGAAGCUGAGGAUAUCAGAAAAGACACCAAUCUGACUAACCUUAGCGACGUCACCGGCACCGAGUCAUUAGUGACCAAGUACUUCAAAAAAAACAUUUUUGAAGAUCCUACGGAUUCAAGGAGACUUGAAGGUCUAGGUAUGACGGAGGAACCUUUACCUAUACACAGAGAACAUAUUCCAAGCUCAAAUGAUUCGGAGAUCAAUCUUCCAGUAAGUCAGCCGAAGCCGGAUAUCCUUUACGGCUACUUCUGGAACGACUUCACAUCGGGACAGCAAAGACAAUUCAAAAAUAUGAAUGACAUCGAAUAUACUGCCAACAGUCAAGGGCUCAUCUAUCCAUUUUUCGUUAUCGAAAUCAAAGGUGACGGGCUUGGUCCUACCGCGGGAAGCCUCUGGGUAGCCACGAAUCAAUGUCUAGGAGGCGCGGCAACCUGUAUCAACAUGGCCGAAAAGCUCAACCGAUAUAUCGAACAACUCUCGAUGUCAUCGACUGUUUCACCCGUGGACACUACAGUCUUCAGUAUCGCCAUGAACGGGAGCGAAGCCCGCCUCUUAGUAUCAUGGAAGGAAGACGAUGGGAGCGGCAGAAUAUACUAUACCCAGCAAAUCCAAGGGCUUUUAGUAUAUAGGCCUCAAGAUUACCUCCUACUCCGCCUCUUUGUCCGCAAUGUACUCGAGUGGGGAAGAGACCGUCGCCGUGCUCAAAUCGGUGCAGUUCUCGAUGCUGCUCAGGAGGGGAAGAAGAGAAAGCUCGAUGCCAUGUCUCAAGAUGCCAUCGAGGGCGAUUCCAAACGUUCGAGGCAUGAUCGGAGAGUUGAAAGCAUGGGGCAAAGCGUCCAAGAGUCAAGAGUGGUAUGCACCCGCCGCUGA
Molecule: messenger RNA, 1374 nt
Organism: Fonsecaea multimorphosa CBS 102226
Lineage: Eukaryota; Fungi; Ascomycota; Eurotiomycetes; Chaetothyriales; Herpotrichiellaceae
Exons: 1
Coding region: 1-1374 (457 amino acids)
Source: RefSeq, a predicted model, not a curated record